CUUGGGCCCAACAGAAUUUCUCCGCCACCGCCACCACCAAGCACCAGCCAUGAAGCUUCUUUCCACGUCGUAGGAACUCCGUUACGAAACAUCCAUGCACCCCGAAGCCAUGGACACAAACAAUAUAUACUAUACGUAACACAUGUAUGAAUCACCAUGGCCGGGGCUUAUCCACAUAGUGAAAUGUCCCGUACCACGUCGAGAUCACUUGGCUCACCAGAAACCGAUUAUCCGAAUCAGUCGACCUUUGAACUUUCCGAGAUUUUUGAGUUUGAUGAAUGGGUAGACGAAGAUCCAGCAUUCAUUGUUUCUGGGUAUCCCCAGAAUCCAGCUCUUUAUGCGGCAAAUGAAGUUGAGAACCCCAGUGGAAGUAGCAGCCACCAUGAGGCACCUGGUAGCAAUAAGCAAAUCACUGAUAAACCUUCUUGGGACAGUGGGUUUGGCCAGGAGAAGAAGGAAGCUAGAGAGAGAGUUGCCUUCAAAACAAAGUCAGAGGUUGAAAUACUGGAUGAUGGCUUCAAGUGGAGGAAGUAUGGGAAGAAAAUGGUGAAAAACAGCCCAAACCCAAGGAAUUAUUAUAGGUGUUCGGUUGACGGAUGCCCAGUGAAGAAGAGAGUUGAGAGGGAUAGAGCGGAUGCAAGUUAUGUGAUAACAACCUACGAGGGCAUCCAUAACCACCAAGGCCCUUCUCAGUUCUGA
This is a messenger RNA of Ilex paraguariensis (yerba mate), 699 nucleotides long. The record is from the annotation of a GenBank genome assembly. Lineage: Eukaryota; Viridiplantae; Streptophyta; Magnoliopsida; Aquifoliales; Aquifoliaceae.